AUGGUACUUAACCUACCGCAAUCCCCAAACACCGUCGAGGUGUCCCUGAUCGAUUCAGGCGCCCGUCUAGAAUUCCCAGCCCAGCAAUUCAUCACGCCUGGAAUAAAAGGCUAUGACCGUCUAGCAGUACCCUCAUAUUCUUUUCUUCUAACGCAUCCAUCCGGUCAGCGUAUCCUAUUCGAUCUGUCCAUCAGAUCUGAUUACGGAAAUCUCGCGCCAACAUUUGCCGAGUCAUGCACGAACACCGCAAAAAGCGGCUGGAAGAUACAUUCGCCGCACAGCGUCUCCGACAUUCUAGUCGAGAAUAGGGUACCUUUGGACGAUAUAAACGCCAUCAUCUGGUCGCAUCAUCAUUUCGACCACACUGGCGAUCCAUCCUUAUUCCCAAGCUCCACCGAUCUGGUGGUGGGACCUGGUUUCAAAAGCAGCUUCAUUCCGGGAUGGCCAGAGGGAGAUGAUUGCCCAGUAAAAUCAGACGAUUGGAAAGGCCGCACGCUGCGGGAAAUCAAGUUCGACGAGAAGAGCCUGAAGGUCGGGGACUUUCCUGCGGUGGACUGGUUUGGGGAUGGAAGUUUUUAUCUGUUACAUACCCCCGGCCACACUGCAGAACAUCUAGCGGGCUUGGCCAGAGUACAGUCAGAUUCCUUCGUUCUGAUGGGUGCGGACUUCGCCCACCAUCCCGGCGAGUUUCGACCUUCCAAGUAUACACCUAUGCCAGAGACUGUAAAGCCCUCCCCGCUACACUCCCACCCCCGAUUUGGGAGUAUCUGCCCAGGCCAUCUCUUCGACUCACUGGGACAUCAUGCCGGAAAGAAAGACCCGUUUUUCAAGCCAUCUAAGCAGUACACCCUCAAUUUCGAUGAGUGCAUUCGCACAGUCGAAGGGUUGACCGAAUUUGAUGCCGAUGAGCGGGUCUUGGUUCUGUUGGCCCAUGACCAUACUUUCUUGCCUAUAUUCACGGGCGAGGAGGAUGAUGAUGGAGGAUGGUUCUUCCCACAUAAGAAUCUCAAUGAUUGGCGACAGGCCGAUCUGAAGAACAGAGGGAGAUGGCGCUUCCUAAAUGAUUUCAAAGAUGCUAUCGAGAAAGAGUGA
Messenger RNA from Penicillium soppii, 1092 nucleotides. Its product is annotated as MBL fold metallo-hydrolase. Bases 1 to 1092 code for a protein of 363 amino acids. The record is from RefSeq and is a predicted model, not a curated record. NCBI's taxonomy places the organism in Eukaryota, Fungi, Ascomycota, Eurotiomycetes, Eurotiales, Aspergillaceae. The transcript has 3 exons.